CCCACCACUAACUUUUCUCACUCUUCAAAUUCACUCUCAAACAAACCCUAAUUCGAUAAAUUUCUCUAUUGAUUCUACUUUUUCUUUUUGCAACCGAAAAUGCGUGAGAUUCUUCACAUCCAAGGAGGCCAAUGCGGCAACCAGAUCGGUGCCAAGUUCUGGGAGGUAGUUUGCGCCGAACACGGCAUUGAUUCCACCGGCCGUUACCAAGGCGAUUCAGAUCUGCAACUAGAGAGGAUCAAUGUUUACUACAACGAAGCUAGUUGUGGGAGAUUUGUUCCUAGGGCUGUGCUCAUGGAUCUUGAGCCUGGUACCAUGGAUAGUCUCAGAUCUGGUCCAUAUGGUCAGAUCUUCCGUCCCGAUAACUUUGUUUUUGGUCAAUCGGGUGCUGGAAACAAUUGGGCUAAGGGUCACUAUACUGAAGGUGCUGAGUUGAUUGAUUCUGUUCUUGAUGUUGUCAGGAAGGAAGCCGAAAACUGCGAUUGCCUUCAAGGGUUCCAGGUUUGCCAUUCCUUAGGAGGUGGAACAGGAUCCGGUAUGGGAACCCUCCUGAUUUCGAAGAUCCGAGAAGAAUACCCAGAUCGCACCAUGCUGACAUUCUCCGUUUUCCCAUCACCUAAAGUUUCCGAUACCGUUGUCGAACCUUACAACGCCACGUUGUCAGUUCAUCAACUUGUUGAAAACGCCGACGAGUGUAUGGUUCUUGAUAAUGAAGCUCUCUACGAUAUCUGCUUCAGAACCCUCAAACUCACCACUCCUAGCUUCGGAGAUCUAAACCACUUGAUCUCAGCAACAAUGUCCGGUGUAACAUGCUGUCUCCGAUUCCCUGGUCAACUAAACUCCGAUCUAAGAAAGCUAGCAGUAAACCUCGUCCCAUUUCCCCGUCUCCAUUUCUUCAUGGUAGGCUUUGCUCCGUUGACCUCCCGUGGGUCCCAACAAUACCGAGCCCUAACAGUCCCAGAACUCACCCAACAAAUGUGGGACGCCAAGAACAUGAUGUGUGCAGCGGACCCCAGACACGGGAGAUACCUAACAGCAUCCGCCAUGUUCAGAGGGAAAAUGAGCACCAAAGAAGUGGAUGAACAGAUGAUCAAUGUCCAGAACAAGAACUCAUCAUACUUUGUGGAGUGGAUUCCCAACAACGUGAAGUCAACUGUUUGUGACAUCCCACCAACAGGUCUGAAAAUGGCGUCAACAUUCAUUGGGAAUUCGACUUCCAUUCAGGAGAUGUUUAGGCGUGUGAGUGAACAGUUUACUGCUAUGUUUAGAAGGAAGGCUUUCUUGCAUUGGUACACAGGUGAAGGUAUGGAUGAGAUGGAGUUUACUGAGGCUGAAAGUAAUAUGAAUGAUUUGGUGUCUGAGUAUCAGCAGUAUCAAGAUGCGACUGCUGAUGAGGAGGGGGAGUAUUAUGAGGAUGAAGAGGAGGAAGAAGGGCAGGAGAUGUGAUGGGUUUUGUUAUUAGUUAUUACUUAUGAAUCAACAAUCCACGGAGUCCCAGUUUGUCGAUCUUUGGCAAAGGGAAGAGUGGGUGGUGUUAUUAUGUUUUUGUGUUAGGAUUCUUGAAACUUUAUAUGUUCGUUCUACUAUCGUGCUAUGGAGUAGUUUUUGAUAUAUAUUCGUGAUGGGUUACUCUU
This is a messenger RNA of Lactuca sativa (garden lettuce), 1634 nucleotides long. Its product is annotated as tubulin beta-1 chain. Gene Ontology annotation, molecular function: GTPase activity; structural constituent of cytoskeleton; GTP binding. The record is from RefSeq and is a predicted model, not a curated record. Gene Ontology annotation, cellular component: microtubule. NCBI's taxonomy places the organism in Eukaryota, Viridiplantae, Streptophyta, Magnoliopsida, Asterales, Asteraceae. Gene Ontology annotation, biological process: microtubule-based process.